AUGGAUGAAUAUGAUGCCUUGCAAUACAUCUUUGGAGACAGUCUGAGGCACCGCACAGAGGACACAGGGUCUGUCUAUGAGAUAUCUGUUGGAGAGAAGCGCUUCGAAUUCCUCUGCAGAGAGGACUAUCCAAACAGCAUGCCGGAAGUGCUCUCCAAUGCGGGGGAUGACGUUCUGGCCGAGGCGGCUAGAGAUGCAAGAAAGUACAUUUCAACGCCGAUGAUAUUUGACAUAAUCAGACUGGUUGUUAGAAAGCUUGAGAAGAGCGGCAUAAAAGGAAACGAGAAAAGAACAUCAACCAGCUGGAGUGCAGACAACGGGCACAAGAUUACAGAGGAAGACUUCAGGAACUGGAAGAUGAAGGCUCCAAGGACAGAAAAGCCAAGAGCAGGAAAAACAGGAAAGGAGAUCUUCUUGGAGAGAAGGAGAAAUAAAGAAGACGUCCAGGACGACAUGUAG
Molecule: messenger RNA, 459 nt
Organism: Encephalitozoon cuniculi GB-M1
Lineage: Eukaryota; Fungi; Microsporidia; Unikaryonidae
Exons: 1
Coding region: 1-459 (152 amino acids)
Source: RefSeq, marked provisional